This is a messenger RNA of Fraxinus pennsylvanica, 900 nucleotides long. NCBI's taxonomy places the organism in Eukaryota, Viridiplantae, Streptophyta, Magnoliopsida, Lamiales, Oleaceae. The record is from the annotation of a GenBank genome assembly.
AUGAAUGAAAUCAAGAUCCUUACUUGCUUGAGGCACCAGAAUCUUGUCUCUCUCUAUGGCUGUACAUCUAGGCGCAGCCGGGAACUCCUACUUGUUUACGAGUACGUUUCUAAUGGCACAGUUGCAGAUCAUAUCCAUGGUGACCGAGCUAAUGAAGCACCACUCUCAUGGCCAAUUCGCAUGAACAUUGCCAUAGAAACUGCUAGUGCAUUGGCAUACCUACAUAAAUCUGAUAUAAUACAUCGCGAUGUGAAGACUAACAACAUACUACUCGACAAAAAUUUUUGCGUCAAAGUUGCAGAUUUCGGGCUUUCAAGACUCUUCCCUAAUGAUGUCACUCAUAUAUCGACUGCCCCUCAGGGAACUCCGGGAUAUGUUGAUCCAGAAUAUCAUCAAUGUUACCAACUUACUAAUAGAAGUGACGUUUACAGCUUUGGAGUUGUCCUCAUCGAGCUCAUAUCAUCAAUGCCUGCUGUGGAUAUAAGUAGGCAUCGGCAUGAAAUCAACUUAGCCAACUUAGCGAUAAGCAGGAUCCAACGGUGUGCCUUUGACGAGUUAAUGGAUCCAUCUCUGGGAUUUGGAUCUGAUGCUGAAGUCACAAGGAUGACUACUUCAGUGGCGGAGUUAGCUUUCCGAUGUUUGCAACUUGAUAAGGAUCUGAGGCCUUCUAUGGACGAAGUAUUUGCAUUUCUGAAGGAGAUAAGGGGGGACGAGGAGUUAGAAUUUGAGAAUAAAAUGGAGACUAAUGAUAAUAAUAGCGUUCAAAGAGGUGUAAAGAUCCCACCUUCACCUGAAACAGAUGAUGUUUUAUUGUUGAAGAACAAGUACUUACAAUCCUCACCAAAUGCUGUGACUGAUAUGUGGAUCAGUGGCUCUACAACAGCUAGUUCCAGUGGGUGA